Molecule: messenger RNA, 1269 nt
Organism: Schistosoma rodhaini
Lineage: Eukaryota; Metazoa; Platyhelminthes; Trematoda; Strigeidida; Schistosomatidae
Source: the annotation of a GenBank genome assembly
AUGGAGUUUAAAAAAGCAAAAGUUGUCGUAGGAGGCGAUUCCGGUGUUGGUAAAACAGCUCUGGUACACUUAAUAUGCAAUCGACAGACUCUUCUUCAUCCUUCGUACACAAUUGGUUGUAGUGUGGAUAUAAAAAUUCAUUUGUAUAAUAGUGAUCCCGAAAAGGAGCAUCCAUAUUUUAUUGAAUUAUGGGAUAUUGGUGGAUCAAAGAGUCAUGAAAAUACUCGUUCAAUCUUUUAUCAAAAUUUACACGGACUAAUAUUAGUCUACGAUUGUACAAAUAAGAAAUCACAAUUGAAUCUAAGAAAAUGGUUGUCUGAUGUAUUAAGGAAACCAGUUUUAAAGAGGCUGGAGACAGAUAUUGGAGGAGUAACAGCGGCAGCAGAUGGUAUCGCUAGUACUAUUACUACUAGUAGUAGUUAUUGUGGCGGUGUAAGUAGUGAAAAAUAUGGUAAUCUAAAAGCAAAUAUAACAAAUCAAAUGACCAGUCAUCUGCCUAUCUUAAAUACAGAAACUUUGGUCAGUCGAUCUUUCACAUCUUCAUCAGAAUCACAAACAAGUAACAAUAAUCAGCAUAAUUUAAACUAUUUAACUAACACGGUCUGUCCACCUAUUCUUGUUAUCGGUACAAAACUCGAUUUACUUAGUUCACAUAGUCGACGGUCUUUGGAUAAAUUCACAUCACGUUUUAAUCCAUCUACGUUGCCGUAUGUCCAUCAAAAUGAAUUACAAUCAGUUGGUAAUUAUCAUCCAUGUGUUCCAAUGACGCCUAGAUCAUGUAUAUCGUCUGUUCAGUUUCUUGAAAACACCACACCAUCAACAACAACGUCAUUAUUGUCAUCUUCAACAUCAUGGGACUUAACAUAUCGUAAUAAUUACGCAAAUGGCAGUGUUGAUGAUCGCGAACCAAAAAGUUUAAUGCCACAAUCAUUGUCAUCGUCAACAAGGCAACAAAGUGUAUAUAUUGAUUUAAGCGAUAGUCAAAGACUUUCAUCAUCUUCAUCGUCGUCAUUGCUGGCUUCACCAACAAAAGACAAAACAUGGAAUUUCGCUACAGAACAUGGAUUUUCAGAAAUUCUACUAAAUUGUAAUUCGGUCAGUAGUAUAAGUCCUGGGAGUCCACAAGAUCUUCUGUUGGAUCGAUUUUUUGAUGAGGUAAUCAAUUACAAAGUGUUUUCCAUGUCAAUGAAUUGUAAUUUAUCACCUGAUCUAUCCCGAGUUAAACGACGUCCAGUUGAUUCACGCAACCAUGCGUUUAAAUACAAUUGA